GAGAAAAAUUAUAAAAGGGGAUCAAACAUCUUCCAUUGACGAUGGAAUUGAAUUGAAAGUAUUUGGUACCGAUAACGAAAAACACUAUAAUAUCUACAAUCAUGGCUCCAUUGAACAUUUCUCUUGAAGGAAAAACUGCAAUUGUCACUGGUGGUACGAAGAACCUCGGUGCUGAGACUGUUAAGGAGCUGGCAAGGCUCGGUGCAAACAUUGUGAUUGCCUUCCACUCUGAUUCUGAACAGUCUCAAGCCUCAAGCCUGAUCGAGAGUUUGAAGUCAGAGUACGGCGUUGACUCAAUUGCCGUUCAAGGUGAUUUGGCUAAGGAGGAGGAUGCUAAAAAGCUGUUUGAGGAGGCCAAGGCCAAAUUUGGCGGCGUUGAUAUUGCCAUUAACAAUGCUGGUAUGGUUUUGAAGAAGCCAAUUGCAAAAGUCACUACGGCAGAGUACGACACCAUGUUUGACAUCAAUUCAAAGGCUUCAUUCCAGUUCUUGAAGUUUGCGUCCCAGUAUAUCAACGAUGGAGGCUCAAUCGUUAUGUUGGUGACAUCCCUCUUGGCUGCUUACUGCGAUGGUUAUGGUAUUUACCAAGGUGCAAAGGCACCUGUUGAGUACUUUACCAAAACAUCGUCAAAGGAGUUGCACUCAAAGGGCGUGAACGUCAACUGUGUUGCACCAGGUCCAAUGGACACACCAUUUCUCUACGGUCAAGAGACUGAUGAAUCCGUGGCUUUCUUUAAGACCAUGGGUCUAGGUGGCCGUUUGACAGAGGUUGAGGACAUUGUUCCAAUUGUGAGAUUCUUGGUUACUGAGGGUCACUGGAUCACUGGUCAAACAAUCUACGCUUCUGGUGGCUUUACGGCUCAUUGA
Messenger RNA from Williopsis jadinii, 866 nucleotides. Its product is annotated as short chain dehydrogenase. The coding region runs from base 102 to 866 and encodes 254 amino acids. The transcript has a single exon. The record is from RefSeq and is a predicted model, not a curated record. Lineage: Eukaryota; Fungi; Ascomycota; Saccharomycetes; Phaffomycetales; Wickerhamomycetaceae.